AUGUCUAGGUGCUUUCAAUUCCCGCCUCCAGAGUGCAGAGUGAAAGAAACCUGGAGAGAGGCCUUGAUCGAAAAGAUUAAGAUCCAAAAACAGAGGGAGAAGGCCAUGGAAGAAAAGAGGACGAGAAGGGAGGAGAAACAAAAAAGGAGAGAGAAGAAAGAGAAGACAAAUCAGCUUUUGGAGAGGUCUUGCAAUAUUGAGAAGGUUUGGGUGGACACUAAAGACGGGCAUCUUUAUAAGGAGAGGAAAGAUGGGAGCAGUCUUACUGAAGAGUGUGGGCUGCCUACCUUCUUGCUUAUUCCCACCCCUUCCUCUGAAACUGAAAGCACAGAGAAUAGCAGCAAGAGGAAAAGGAAUUCUAGACAUGGCGACACUAUUGUGCUACAAUUGGCAGUGAAAAAGCAGAAACGUGACACUUUAUACAAUGAAGAAAGGACAGAUAUUCUGCCCCAAUUUAAAGAUGCAAAGUUUUGCACCAUUUCAGAGGGAAUCGGCAACAAUGGUCAAGGGUUCCCCCAAACUGAUGAAGCAAUCAAAUGUUCGAUUUCUGAGCAGACUGAGGCUACGGCUCAAGGCAAAAGUGGAAUUCAAUCUUCGAAUGCUGCAUAUAAAAAUCUAUUUCAGAAUUGGGAUCCACUAUCACUGCUGGCUGUUCAGCUCGAUCCAGACGAAGACUGGCUCUUCAGGGGGAAGGGUCAAAAUAUACAUUCAGACAAAAGGCUCAAAUCCUGUAGUAAUAGUAUCUCCAUUCCAUGCAGUUCUACUUUGUGGCCACACUCGCAGUUCUUGCCUGAAGCUGAUAUCUAUGCAUUGCCUUUUACUGUUCCACUUUGA
Messenger RNA from Fraxinus pennsylvanica, 834 nucleotides. Lineage: Eukaryota; Viridiplantae; Streptophyta; Magnoliopsida; Lamiales; Oleaceae. The record is from the annotation of a GenBank genome assembly.